Osmia lignaria (orchard mason bee) is the source of this 2133-nucleotide messenger RNA. It is a transcript of the gene Vps4, whose product is annotated as vacuolar protein sorting 4. Lineage: Eukaryota; Metazoa; Arthropoda; Insecta; Hymenoptera; Megachilidae. The record is from RefSeq and is a predicted model, not a curated record. Gene Ontology annotation, biological process: vacuole organization; endosomal transport. Gene Ontology annotation, molecular function: ATP binding; ATP hydrolysis activity.
UGUAUGCAUACCAUAAGGAACAUAAACGUCGUGCAGAGACUCUUCAAAGAUUGGUUUACAUAGAAGUGUAUGGAAGCGUAUGUGUCAGUGAGAUACAUGAUAUGUCAAGUAGUGACGUUGGACAACUGAAUUUUGAAGGUUAUCAAACGACAGAAAAAUUGAAGUUUUAACCGGAUACCUUUUCAAUGCGGUAGGUCGCCGUUUCGAGCCCGGCAACUACUUAUUAUUUCCUGGGAACGUUACGUCUCAUCGUGACGGUAAAAUAUCGUGUAAAUAUUUAAAAAAAUCUAGGUCUAAACAAAGGUUAGGUACGAUUUAAAACUAAUAGAAUGGCUUUAGGCACAAUAUUGCAGAAAGCUAUAGACCUGGUUACCAAAGCAACAGAAGAAGAUCGUAAUAAAAAUUAUGAAGAAGCACUUAGAUUGUAUGAACAUGCAGUCGAAUAUUUCUUACACUCUAUCAAAUAUGAAGCGCAAGGAGAUAGAGCAAAGGAAAGCAUAAGAGCGAAAUGUACUCAGUAUUUGGAAAGAGCUGAAAACUUGAAAGCAUAUUUGAAGAAAAAGAAAAAACCUGUAAAAGCAGGUGAAGAUAACUCUAAAGCAGAGGAUAAGAAAAGUGAUAGCGGGGACAGUGAUACGGACAGUGAUCCUGAAAAGAAGAAACUUCAAACUAAAUUGGAGGGUGCGAUAAUUAUCGAAAAGCCAGAUAUUAAAUGGAGCGAUGUAGCUGGUCUUGAUGGGGCUAAGGAGGCUUUAAAGGAAGCUGUUAUCUUACCGAUACGUUUCCCUCAUCUUUUUACCGGAAAACGAAUCCCAUGGAAGGGUAUUUUAUUAUUUGGGCCACCUGGUACCGGUAAAUCUUAUUUGGCGAAAGCUGUAGCAACGGAAGCGAACAAUUCAACAUUUUUUUCUGUUUCAUCUUCGGAUUUAGUAAGUAAAUGGCUUGGAGAAUCCGAGAAACUUGUAAAGAAUUUGUUUGAUUUAGCUCGUCAACAUAAACCUAGUAUUAUAUUUAUCGACGAAAUUGAUUCACUUUGUUCGUCACGUUCUGACAACGAAUCAGAGUCUGCGAGGAGAAUAAAAACAGAAUUCCUGGUUCAGAUGCAAGGUGUGGGAUCAGACAACGACGGUAUAUUGGUAUUGGGAGCUACUAAUAUACCAUGGGUAUUGGAUUCUGCUAUCAGGAGAAGAUUUGAAAAGCGGAUUUACAUUCCUUUGCCUGACGAGCAAGCUCGUGCUAUAAUGUUUAAACUUCAUUUAGGAAAUACUGCUCACUAUCUCACAGAAGAAGACUUUAAAAAAUUAGCAGCUGCUACCGAUGGAUAUUCCGGAGCCGAUAUAAGUAUUAUUGUGCGAGAUGCGCUUAUGCAGCCAGUUAGGCAAGUUCAAACCGCAACUCAUUUUAAACGUGUAAGAGGACCGUCGCCGAAAGAUCCUUCCAUUAUCGUUGACGAUUUAUUAACGCCAUGUUCACCCGGAGAUCCAGCCGCUAUUGAAAUGAGUUGGAUGGAAGUCGAGGGUGACAAAUUGUAUGAACCUCCCGUAACUAUGAAAGAUAUGCUAAAAUCGUUAGCAACUACUCGUCCUACGGUGAACGAAGAAGAUAUGACCAAGUUAGAGAAAUUCAAAGAGGAUUUUGGGCAAGAAGGUUGAUAUUUAGACUCAUUCAAGAAAGAUAUUGGACACUUUCGACAGUAUCUUUCAGUUAUCCAUGCACUUGCCUUAUGUCUUUUUUGAUUAUCGACAUUGCUGUCUAGUGUUUCUAUGAAAUCACUUUCGUACAUUUUUUCCUUCUUUUUUCUCAAACAGUCAAUUCGCAAUAACAAUGAUAACAUUGUAAACUUGAGGUUUUUUCAUGAAUAUUGUUUAUCAGAAUUGACAUAAAGGAAAAGAACAAGAGACAGAAUGAAAUAUAUAUUUUGAAGUGAAAUGCUGUUAGAUUUUAGUCGGCAAAAAAUAAAAUUAUAGACUGUUUUUUAAAUAUUCAUAAAUGCAAAGAAAAUGUUGAAACGCGUAUAACGAAUUCCGUGCGUUUUUUAACUUACAGUUAUCGCUAUAGUUGUACCUAACAAAUUAACUGUACAAUAUGUAGGUUUAUUAAGUAUUUCUGAAUAAUAUUUUGAUUUCAGCUGUC